This is a messenger RNA of Centruroides sculpturatus (bark scorpion), 1426 nucleotides long. RefSeq names its product ubiquitin-conjugating enzyme E2Q-like protein 1. The coding region runs from base 425 to 1210 and encodes 261 amino acids. The transcript has 4 exons. The record is from RefSeq and is a predicted model, not a curated record. NCBI's taxonomy places the organism in Eukaryota, Metazoa, Arthropoda, Arachnida, Scorpiones, Buthidae. Gene Ontology annotation, molecular function: ubiquitin conjugating enzyme activity. Gene Ontology annotation, biological process: ubiquitin-dependent protein catabolic process; protein polyubiquitination.
AGGUUAGCUUUUUUACAACUUGACAGAGAAAAGAAUUUAAGUUGCCCCGAACGGAAUGAUAAAAGAACCCAAUAUUAUCAAAGAAGUUCAGACGACGUCCUCAAUAUUUCGGACAAGAUAAAGAAAUUGGCCCGUCUUACACAGGACACAAUCGCUGCUGUGACGUCACGGAUGCUAACCUCGUUCUCGUCGUUUUCCUUUUCUCCUCUGCUAUUGACUAAACAGGGGGAAUAGCACAUGCCGUACAGAGGAGCCGACCACAAGGAGAAACUAGCUUCAAUCUCGACAAUUAUCUGCUAUUUUCGACCGAGUUAACGAGGUCUUCGAGGUAUGAAAGUCUCGGUGUUUGACGUCGGCGGCUCCGAGACGUGACAAAAAUUCUUUCGGCAGCGGAAAGAUUUUAGCGCGGCUUUUGACCAGUGAAAUGGCUUCUGCCUUUCGCAAACUGUUUAAACCCUCGGGGGAAGGAUCCGGGGGCCGAAAGAACGCCGGAGAAUCCAACUCUCCCGGCCACCAGUCGGCCGCCCUUCGAUUCUUCGGACACUGUUCCAGCCCCAGGAGCGGGAGGAGGGACGCCAAAGUCGGUCCUGCCGAGACCCCAUCCCCCGGUAAGGGCGGCGCUUCCGGAGGAGUGGCUCUUAAAAGUAAAUCCAAAAGCGGCCAGAAAUGCAAAGAGACGGAACAGAACGGACAGACGGUCAGGACCAGGAGGCUGAUGAAGGAAUACAGAGAAAUCUGUAGGAACGUCCACUCCGUCGAGCGCCCGCCCUUCACCGUGGAAUUAGUAGAAGACAACCUCUUCGAAUGGAACAUCAUGCUGUAUCAGCUGGACCCGGAAUCAGAAUUUUACAGGGACAUGCAAGAAAUGGGCAUCACUUACAUUCUGUUGAAUCUCACUUUUCCCGAAAACUUUCCUUUUUCUCCCCCCUUCAUGAGGGUCAUAUCCCCCCACAUCGAGAAAGGAUACGUCAUGGAGGGCGGUGCCAUCUGCAUGGAACUGUUGACCCCGCGCGGCUGGGCCUCCGCCUAUACGGUGGAAGCCAUCAUCAUGCAGUUUGCCGCCAGUUUGAUAAAGGGACAGGGCAGAAUCUCCCGGAAAUGUAAAACCGGAAAGGAAUUCAACAGGAAAUUGGCCGAAGCUUCCUUCCGCAGUUUGGUCAAGACUCACGAGAAAUACGGAUGGGUCACACCUCCCUUGGCCGACGGAUAAUUUUGGGAAUCUCGGUCCUCCUUCGAUUUUAAGAGCCGGCGCGGCGGACUUCUAAAACGUGACCGUGUCGAAAUGUACAGACGACUUCCUAUGCUCAAUUUGUGUAUUUGUGGAUCAUAAAUAAAAACGUAGAAAAUUAUCGUUGGUCUGCAUUCACGCCAGAAUUUCCCCAUUUGUUACGGAAAAUACGGCCGGCUUCACAAAACGGUAUUUUUG